This is a messenger RNA of Xenopus tropicalis (tropical clawed frog), 1380 nucleotides long. Its product is annotated as brain-specific serine protease 4. NCBI's taxonomy places the organism in Eukaryota, Metazoa, Chordata, Amphibia, Anura, Pipidae. Gene Ontology annotation, biological process: proteolysis. Bases 35 to 1303 code for a protein of 422 amino acids. The transcript has 5 exons. Gene Ontology annotation, molecular function: peptidase activity; hydrolase activity; serine-type endopeptidase activity. The record is from RefSeq and is a predicted model, not a curated record.
UUAUGCAGCCAGUCUGGAGAAGACAGGAGCAGUGAUGGAGCUGCUUUUGUUUUUUCUGAGCGUUUUUAUUCUUUUUAGAGAAUCUCAAACUUCCGGCUAUGUUAUUUGUGGAAAUCGACCCUUAUUUGAUUUACAACACCAGAAACAAGAAGAAAAAGGACUGAAUGCAGAUCAUGGAAAGUUAUCUAUUGUAGAUGCUUUCAUAGAUCAUUUACGACUUGGGGUCCUUCAUUUAAAAGAACUGAAUGUAGAUGAAGGAGAGUGGCCCUGGAUAACCAGUAUCCAGCAGCAGGAAAACAAUACCUACAGACAUAUCUGCGCAGGGACCAUCUUGAACAGUCGUUGGGUUAUGACAGCCGCCCAUUGCUUCAAGACACUUAAUGGAGAGAAUGCUACAAGGUCAUUGCAAUUGGUGUUUGGAGCACGUCACUUAUCUAACCAUGGACCAAAGUCUCAAGUUCGUUAUAUUCGACAGAUCAUUCAGCAUGAACAAUAUGAUCCAAAUACGGAGAAAAAUGACAUUGCAUUGGUUCAGCUAAAUGAAGCUGUCCAAUUUAGUGAUCGAAUUCAACCAGCUUGUUUACCCUCAUCAUCUGCUAAACUUGAACCCCUGACGGAAUGCUAUAUGGCAGGAUGGGGUGUUGAAGAGGAAGGUGAGGAAUCAGUGGCUAUAAUGCAAGAAGCCAAAGUGAAAAGGAUUGAUAACAAGAAUUGCAACAUAACCUAUCAUGGAGCCAUAAAAGAAAAUAAUCUAUGUGCAAGCCAAAACUCAACAAAUAUGACAAGCUGCCAGGGGGACAGUGCUGGACCCCUCAUGUGCAAAAUAAAAAAGGUCUUCUCUGUGAUUGGGAUAGCAAGUUGGGGAUCAGGCUGUAGCCAGAUUAAUUCCCCUGGAGUUUUUAUCUCUACGCAGAGCUUUGUAAAGUGGAUGGUUGAUACAAUCAUUAGUGAGGAAAUGAAAAGCACAACUGAGGUAAAUGAAUCUGUUCUAAACUUUCCUUUUGGAACUGUUAUGGAUGAUGUAAACCCAAGUGCAAAAGAGGAAAAGAAUGUGGAGCCUACAAAUCAAGCAACAAUUCAGAAUAUUCAAGAAAACCUGACUCUAAAGAAUCGUAGAAAACGAUUUAUUGUCCACGAGCCUCAAAAAGCCCUGUCUGUUCCACCAGAACUUACAGGGGCAGUGCAGAAACUUGAAGUUCCGCGCCAGUCCCAGGAUGCUCAGUCCGAGCAAACAAAUUCUGUGCUACAAGUUAUUAGUGCUGCACUUAAGCUUAAAGCAUGGAUAUUGGGACUGUUCCAUUAGAACUGCAGUUUUAUCAGUAUUUGGAGACAGUACCAGUGGUGUAACAACAGAGGAAGCAGACCAACAGCUUUGAGGGA